UUUAACAGAAAAGGUCAUGCAUCAAUAUGAGUACCGUGCGUAUAUAUAAGUGGAAUUAUAAUCUUAUAUUUUGUAAUAAAACAAUCGAGUUAUAUAAAAAGUUAACCAAAAACAAAGGAUCAUUUGUUGUUUCAUAAAGAACAGAGACCUUUUCAAGAAGGGAAAUAAUGUGACUCAGUUGGCCGCGUUACAGUCUUAUCGGGCGAAAUGAUUGGGCGACUCCAUUUGAUGAUUAAAUGUGGUUUGGUGGUAUUAUGCCUUGGGAAAUACAGUAUUGUUUUUGAUAAACAGACAUUUAGUCAUGUGAAUGAUUCCACUGAGCAAUCAUGGGAUACAUUAAAUUAUCCCCACGAAGUAAGAUUGUGUAUGCACGAUCUUCCAGUUGUCCCCAAGGAACCUUUGAUUUUGAACAGCACCUUUAAUGCCACCGUCGAGCGGGGCAUCCUUUUGGAAAUCUACCGAUUGACCAAUGGGCUGAAUUGGACGAAUAGUUCAGGCUGGGGAGGUUCAGGCUCUCAUUGCCAGUGGUAUGGAGUCGGGUGCAGUAAUAUAACAAAUGGACGUGUCACAGUUUUGACUCUUGAGGCCAACAGACUACAAGGCACACUUCCUUCGACGCUAUGGAUGCUGAGAGAUUUGCAAGGACUUUGUUUGGAUGCAAACCCUGGGCUCUACGGAAAAAUGGAGGAUUUUCUUUCUUCAAAUAUGACGAGGUUAAUGAGGCUCGAUCUUGCUAGCUGUAAUCUCGAUGGUGUUAUUCCAGAUGAAAUCAUUGCAGGUUCAAAGUCUUUGGUAAAACUUCAGUUAAGCGGAAACAAGCUCGGCGGAGUUAUUCCACCAUCUAUAGGCCAGCUGACCGAGCUUCAGGUAUUGAGCCUAGGAGAAAACACCCCAAUUACCGGUAAAAUUCCUGAGGGAGUCGGUAACCUUUCGAAACUCUGGUUUCUCGACCUUGAAUCUUUGGGAGACCUUGAUACCACAAUAAAACCGUUUCUGGGUCUUUCAUCUUUGAAAUUUCUACACAUGUCAGAAAGCGGUAUACAUGGAACAUUGCCAGAUGACUUCGGAUCUUCAUUUCCCCUUCUGUGGGAAUGUCUGCUUAGCAGAAAUUAUCUACAUGGAACCAUUCCAAAAACAAUGGGAAAAUUGACUGCUCUCGCUCACUUAAAUCUGGCCGGGAACAAGUUCAGCGGACAGGUACCAAAAGGUUUGGGCAAACUUAAUAAUUUGGAGGUCAUCGAUCUGUCGAAUAACUCGCUCAGUGGAUUCGAAGAAGGAUUCAGCUUCAAUUCUAGCAAGCUCGCGCUUUUAACUGUUGCCCAAAAUAAAGAUUUUUCCACCCAGUUGUCUUGUGUUUUUAAAAUACUGCAAUCUGCAAUCAAUUCUCUCAGAAGGCUCGACUUUGGUGGGUGUCAUCUGACUGGAGAUAUUCCACACGUAAUGUGGUCGUUUAUGAACUUAAUUGAAUUCAAUGUCAAAGACAACUUGCUGUCUGGAUUCUUACCGUUGCCACGCCAAAACAUGUUGUUCCUUAUUACGCUUGAUUUCUCAGGGAAUAAACUUAUGGGAGAUAUACCUGAAUCAUACGCCGAUCUCUUAAGUCUUCAAACCUUUGACGUGUCUCGUAAUCCAUCACUCAGAUAUGCCGGGGGGGAUUCGCCGAAAAUUCCCAGAUUUGCGACGACGGACAAGAGCACGAUGAUACGGGAAAACGAAAACGAUCAUUACACGUGUCCUGUGAUCAGGUUUAGAUACAACAGCGGCAUUAUUAAGAUGGAUUCGACGUAUUACGACAGGGUAUUUUGUGAGUGUGACGAGAAUUACUAUGGAACCAAAGGACGUUGCUUGCAUUGCAUGUCCGGAGGAUCGUGUGGCAACCGUUCUGUCAUGCGAAUCACUUCUGGAUACUGGCCUUCUCCCUCGUGGCACAACACAACGCAUCUCGUAUCGUGCCAAAACGCUGGAGAAAUAAGCACGGUUUGUACUCCGACCGGAGAAUGCAAAUGCUCAGUUAACUCGACCAGAGAUGGAGAUCUAAUCACGGUUUGUGAUCCGGGGUGUAUUUGCAGUAAGGGAAGUGGCGGCAGGUAUUGCUCAAAGUGCAAGAGAAACUAUUACAGCCACAGUGGUGAUUGCAAUGAAUGUCCGUCGAAAGAUUCUGACAAAAUCGAAAUUCUUCUUCCUAUAAUAAUCGCUGGGUUCUUGGCUUUGGUUUUUGUCAUAUGGUUAGUUUACUCUCGGAAAUCUCUCAAAUGGUCUGUCGUUGUUGUUUUCCUGCAGAUUCUUUUCGUAACCCUUUUACAUGUUUUCAAUUUUGUUCCAUCCUGGUUGCUUGAGGUUAACAUCGUGGUUUUCAUUCUUGCGCUAGUUGGACACGGCAGCCGAUGUCGCGGUGUUCUUAAGAUUUCAUUGUUUUAUUUCCAGUUGCUCGACGCCAUGAUAGGAAACUACCACCGUUGGCCUUCCGGUGUGCUGAAGAUUCAGCGAUAUUUUAGCAACGUGUUUAACUUUAAGUUUGAAGGCCUCGAGUGUUAUUUUCCAAAUCUGUUCACCCCGGUUGGAAAAUUUUCCUCCCUUCUGUUGCUACCACUUGGCGUGAUAGUUGCAGCGUUUCUUGUGUUUCUUAUCAUCGUUAUCGUCUGCAAGAUUUUCCACUUUGACGAUGAGAAAAUCAAGAAAGCCAGGCACUUUUCCUUCAAUAUAGUAAUUAUGUUUCUAAAUCUCACCUACUUUCCAAUCGUCAAGCGUUCUUUCUCGGCCCUCGCACCUUGUUUGGAAGACAUCGACCGUCGGUACAUGGGCCAGAAUCCUUGGGUCGAUUGCCCAAGUCACGAAUAUAGAGUCAUGCGAAUCCUUGGUUACUGUUCCUUAGGAGUGUAUAUUUUAGGCGUUCCUUUUAUCUUGUUCCUUCCCCUCUUGAUCUGCGCUUUUUGGAACAAAGGUAAUGGAGUUAACCGUGAUGGAGCUGGCGGUGAAGGAAACGAAAGGGACUUUUGGAUGGGCUCUUUGUAUCUGGCAUAUAAAGAGGAAUUUCGAAGUUAUAUUGAAAUCUUUUUCCUCCUUCGCAGAGCAGUAUUUGCCGCGAUCCUCUCCUUCAUUUCGUACCAUUCGCCCUUUCAGGUGCCUGUUUUGACGGUUGGCUUUUUGAUUUGCCUGCAUUUCAUCGUGGCGUGCAAGCCCUACGAAUGCUCGUCAUAUUUGAAAGUUAGCCGCUUUAAGGUGGACGUGGAAAAUUGUCUCGAAUGCUUGAUUCUCGUCGUGUUGUUGCUAUCGUUCGUUUUCCUCGGGCAAGAUUCGGCACGAAACAGCCAAAAUGUGGCGUUGCUUUGGCUGGUUAUUGCGGGCAACAGCCUUGCUACGGUCGUAUGUAUCGCCGCAGCUGUUAUGAGGUUGGUCAGAAAAGAAGAGCAACCGACUCCUCCGGCAAGCGCUCAAGCUUCUGAAACGCAGAGCCUUCUUUCACAAAAUGAGCAAUCGGGUAGUAAUUAUGGUUCUACGGAUAGCGCAGCAUCUGCUGCCGAAGAUGGGCAAUAGUUUUAUCUCCAAUUUUCAAAAUCAACGAGUUAGAACGAAUAGCGAGUUAAGAUGCGCCUAAUCUACGACGUGGACGUGACAUGAAAACA
This is a messenger RNA of Dendronephthya gigantea, 3623 nucleotides long. Its product is annotated as putative leucine-rich repeat-containing protein DDB_G0281931. The record is from RefSeq and is a predicted model, not a curated record. The transcript is spliced from 4 exons. Bases 208 to 3534 code for a protein of 1108 amino acids. NCBI's taxonomy places the organism in Eukaryota, Metazoa, Cnidaria, Anthozoa, Malacalcyonacea, Nephtheidae. Gene Ontology annotation, molecular function: protein binding.